AUGGAUUCUACAAAAUCGCUAUGUGCUCUUUGUCUUCUGAUUCUAAGUUUGGUCACUUAUGCUUGUGCAACACAAGUCUCUCAUGAUGGGAGAGCUAUCACCAUUGAUGGCCAACGCAGGGUUCUAUUGUCUGGUUCAAUUCACUACCCACGAAGUACUCCAGAGAUGUGGCCAGACCUUAUAAAGAAAUCAAAAGAAGGUGGAUUGGAUGCAAUUGAGACCUAUGUGUUCUGGAACGCUCAUGAGCCGGCCCGUCGCCAGUACGAUUUUUCAGGCAAUAAUGACCUAAUUAGGUUUCUCAAGACAAUUCAAGAUGAAGGACUCUACGCGGUGCUUCGAAUUGGACCUUAUGUUUGUGCAGAAUGGAAUUAUGGUGGAUUUCCAAUGUGGCUGCAUAACAUGCCUGGAGUUGAGCUUCGGACUGCUAAUGAUGUUUAUAUGAAUGAGAUGAAGAAUUUCACAACGUUGAUAGUUGAUAUGAUUGAGAAUGAAUAUGGGAAUGCUAUGUCAUCUUAUGGAGAUGCUGGAAAAGCA
Messenger RNA from Tripterygium wilfordii, 534 nucleotides. RefSeq names its product beta-galactosidase 15-like. The annotation marks the transcript as partial. Gene Ontology annotation, biological process: carbohydrate metabolic process. The record is from RefSeq and is a predicted model, not a curated record. Gene Ontology annotation, molecular function: beta-galactosidase activity. Gene Ontology annotation, cellular component: vacuole; cell wall. The transcript is spliced from 5 exons. Lineage: Eukaryota; Viridiplantae; Streptophyta; Magnoliopsida; Celastrales; Celastraceae.